Trichomonas vaginalis G3 is the source of this 555-nucleotide messenger RNA. Its product is annotated as expressed protein family. NCBI's taxonomy places the organism in Eukaryota, Parabasalia, Trichomonadida, Trichomonadidae. The transcript has a single exon. The coding region runs from base 1 to 555 and encodes 184 amino acids. The record is from RefSeq and is a predicted model, not a curated record.
AUGACUCUAAGAAUUCCUAUUCCAGAAACACUCAAAGAAGGAAAUGUUAAGCUUUCAGUUUACGUUAAAGAUGACAGCAAUCAAAAGUCUAAUGAAAUAACUUUCAACUUCAAUCUUAUUGAUGAUCGCACAAAACCAACACCAGAAGAGAAACCUCCAGUACCAGAACCAGAAAAACAAGAUCCUUCAAGUUCAAGCUCUGCGAAAAAUGCCGACAAAGAAGAAGAAGAAAUAGCUCCAGAAAAUCAAUAUAAUGGAACUGGAAAGAAGGGUAACGCGGGUUUAAUUGCAGGCGUUGUUGUCGGCGUUUUGGCUGUCAUAAUUAUUGCUGCCGUUAUUGUAGUAUUGAUUAUAAAGAAGAAGAACAAGGAUGCACAAGAAUCAGAUCGUGCCGAAGAAGAUGAGAUCGAAAUGGAAGAAACACAAACACAAGUAUCUGAAGUUGAAACAGCAACAGUUGAUAAUCCACUUUAUUCGACAGGUUUGACAAACCCAGGAGAAAUCGAUGUUUUCGAUGAUGGAUUUGAAGAAUCAGACUCAGGAAACAAAGUAUAA